AUCUACUGCCAUAGUGGUGGUUUCCCAGAGAUUCUUACCGUUUUUUUGCUCUUAGAUGUAAUUUUGAAGGAUUGAGGUUUGAGUUGUGGAUCGGUGUUUACAUGUCUACAAAAGCAAACAUUAUCAACUUUUGCAUUUCAAUAAUUCCACAACUUACAAAACUUUCAUACUUGCAUUACAAAUCUUAGGAUAAAUACAGGGUAUAUCCUCCGUGUCAAUUAAUUUUGUUAAAUAGAACCCCAACGCAUACGAGCUUUCUGGCUACAUUGAAUGUUUAUUUGAACGUCUUUCGUCCUGUGUUUUGUUCGGUGGGUGUUGAUUAGUUACAAGGAUGUCCGGUAUAGCGGGAACCCGUCUAGCUGAGGAACGUAAAGCUUGGAGAAAGGAGCAUCCCUUUGGAUUUGUAGCACGUCCGUCCAAAAAUCCUGACGGGUCCCUAAACCUAAUGAAUUGGGAAUGCAGCAUUCCUGGGAAAAAGGGGACUCCAUGGGAAGGUGGCUAUUACAAACUACGUAUGAUCUUCAAAGAAGAUUACCCAAGCAGCCCGCCAAAAUGCAAAUUUGAGCCACCACUGUUUCAUCCCAAUGUUUACCCAUCAGGAACUGUAUGUCUUUCACUGUUAGAUGAGGAGAAGGAUUGGAGACCUGCUAUCACUAUAAAGCAGAUUUUAUUGGGGAUUCAAGACUUGCUCAACGAGCCUAAUGUCAAGGACCCAGCACAGGCGGAGGCAUACACUAUAUACUGCCAAAAUAGAUUGGAGUAUGAGAAGAGGGUACGCGCUCAAGCAAGAGCGAUGUGUCAUCAAGAGGCCUAGGAAAUCAUGAAUUGCUGAGUGACAUUUAAUAUCUAAAUUAUUUUAAUUCAACAUUAAAUAGAAAAUGACAAUGUUGGAAGAUGUUUUACAUUUUUAUAAACAAUUAGUGACUAUGCUAAUUGGUUUUAACAGGAUUUUAUUUCCAGAUAACCAAUGCUAUCAAAACAAAAGAAAAAAAAAAACGCGAACAAAAGUGACUGGUGGAGAUACGUAAACCUAAUGAAUUUAUUUAAAUUAUCAGGAAGAAGAAAGAUUCGGGGUCUAAACUGCUCAUUUGUUCAUGCAAGUUUCAUGUACAAAAAGUUCUUAUCAUUGCUGAUAUCUAUUGCAGUCUUCAUCUGAGAGUCAUUCAUCUUUCGUUGCAGACAUUGACAAUUAAAAAUUGACGUGUGCUUGAGAACCUUAGACACUUAGAUAACUUACAAAAUGGAUUAUUUUGUGAGUAUACAGUGAUCAUACACUUCGUUAUUUUAAUGACACCUUAUACGCUUUUUAAUUUUUGUUGAAUUUUAAAUUACUGUUACUUCAUGUUUCGAUAGUUUUGUAUCCAUAUUCUCGGUUGAUUCGAUUUUUAAAAGUAUUAUUAGUUUAUGAAUAAAAACUAUUCAGUUUUAUA
This is a messenger RNA of Acanthoscelides obtectus, 1430 nucleotides long. The record is from the annotation of a GenBank genome assembly. NCBI's taxonomy places the organism in Eukaryota, Metazoa, Arthropoda, Insecta, Coleoptera, Chrysomelidae.